This is a messenger RNA of Coccidioides posadasii C735 delta SOWgp, 2059 nucleotides long. RefSeq lists its product as uncharacterized. The record is from RefSeq and is a predicted model, not a curated record. NCBI's taxonomy places the organism in Eukaryota, Fungi, Ascomycota, Eurotiomycetes, Onygenales, Onygenaceae.
AUGACUGCUCACCUUCGGCAUCAGGCAUCACUUGAACAAGUCCUCGACUUUUCUGUACAGCCAUCUUUGACUGCAGCCGAGCUGGCCCAGGCUGAUGACAUCUUCAAUAAGCUCAUCAGUCACUGUGAACCGUUCCAGAGCAGAAGACCAUACAAGAAAGUCACUCUGGUCCGCCUGACAUAUGAGCAUUCCCGUUCAAAAGACACCUUUUUACGACAUUUUUUUAUCUUCCUUGAUACCCAAAGCGAUCAAGGGUCACCAGAUUUCGCGCGAGGCCUGUCUCGAUUUUCCACCUUUGGCUCUGCUGCCCCAGCACAUCAGAAGAGGGAGGCAGAAGGGGCUAUAGAUUCCUUUGCAGAAUACCUCUUUAAUAAUUUUUUUCUACCAUUGAAGGCAUCAGGGACAAAGACACCACAGCCAACACCAGCUGGUUUAUCAGCCUCUUCAAUUGAAAAUGCAGUUGGAACACCUGCAAGAUUAUCAGUCCUUCGGCGUGAUUGUCUGAUUCGUGAUCAUAACCGGUGUGUGGUUACGCGGGUAUUUAACUGGACUCAAGCUUUAGAGAGAUUAAAGCAAGAUCCCUCAAAUCCAAAAGAUGAUGAUGGCCAGCAGUUGAUUUUCGCACCUGGUAAACUUGCACUCCUUGAAGUUGCACAUAUUAUACCCCAUUCAAUUAUGUCAACAACAGCUACUGUCAGUGGUGAGUUGCAGUUGAGCGAAUCUAAGAAAACCGCUCUUGCAAUACUUAACAUGUUUGACCCAGGCGUCAUCCAUCUGAUUGAGGGACCAAAUAUUGAUCAUCCAAGCAAUGCUCUUACCUUGACAGCUGAGGCUCAUAGGUCCUUUGGCAACUUCCAAAUUUCCUUUGAAGCUAUGGACACCUCAAUUCAUCCCAAACACACUUACAAGAUACAUUCAUCAGAUGAUGGCGCCUCAUUAUUCUUCAACCUCCCAGCAACAAGAACCCUGCUCCUCUCAACAAAUCACACCAUUGAUCCACCGUCCCCAAAAUUGCUUGCCAUCCAUCGGGCAAUUGCAGUUAUCCUUCAUCUCAGUGCUGCAGGAGAGCAUAUUGAUCAGAUAAUUCGUCAUAUAGAAGAAGUGUGGGUCAGGAGUGAUGGAUCUGCAGAAUUGGGCCUCAUUGUCUCCUUGAAACUGGGUGGUUGGCUUGAUGGGCUUCCCAGCCCUCGGGAGUGUUGUUCGUCUGUGUAAGGGGUUCGCGGGCGAAUCCUUAUAGACACUGCCCCAUACAUGAUGUCCCUGCCACGGCUUGAUGUCUUGAAGCAUCGGCGUCUCUGAACGGGUUCAUCUUUCAUUGGCUCUAUCUAGGACAACUUAGCGUCAUAAUCAGACUACUGGUUGUUAAGCCGAUUCAAGACCGUUCCAAUAUACUCGUUCAGAAAUGUCUUGAUGUCCUGUGUAUUGCCGGUUUUCGCAUCUUCGAGGAGCCCUGGUAGGAGAGUAGUUGGAUCCUUCAAGGCCAUGUUGAGUCCUACAGUCAGAGUGAGUAUCAGUCUAAGACGUGACUCUAACCGCUUCUAGUUCAUACCCUUUGAAGAGUGCAAUCACAGCUGUUGAAGUGAGGAAGAGCAGGGCAGGGCAAGGUUUUAAAGCUUUCAUGAACUGUUGUGAGGCAAGUGAGUUAUGAAUGGAUGCAAAGGGCUGAACAUAUAUGGAUUUUGAAGUCAUAGAAUCGUGUUGUUUGAAUCUUUGAGGGCCUAGGCAAGGGGGCCCUGGGGUUUGGUACUUGGGAUGAGUGGUAUGCGAGGAUAAGCUAAUGGGACGGUCCGGAAUCACCUCACCAUGUGGAGAUGAUAGAACCUCAUCACGAGUAUUACGUGCCAAAGGCAGACGCUUGGACGGGGCUACAUCAGUGCUUGGCUUGCCAGCGUCUUCCGGAUGAUGUUGUCGUCAGCUGUUGGACAGCGUAUUGGCUGCCAAGUCCAUUCGUUCUUGAGUUCCGUGUUCCGGCAUGAUCUUGAAUCAUUCUUUUAUGUUCUUCUCUGGCAGCGCGGCUGUCGCGGCUGGGAGUUUGCCAACACCAUCUGCCUGUCUCUUU